UGACAAAUUGAUAUCUUGUAGUUUCUGCUUCCAGCUUUUUUUUUCCCCAAGUACUACGAGUAUUUCUAGUUCGUUUAUACGCACUUCAUUAAUAAAAGCCGCAUUAGUAAAAGCCGCACCUUCAGCCAGAAGAUUUCAAUUUUUGAAUCCCAAGAACCCGGAUAAAAAAAUGGCAUCGUCCUGGUCCGCUGCUCCUCAAGGAAGUCCUCUGGGAGGCGCACAAGGUCCACAAGAGCCUCCAUGUGGGGCCUCGGAAUUGCUAGAUGUGUACGAUGGAAUCGUACAAAAUUGGGAGCAGAAUUACGAGGUGCAGGCCUGGCGAGAUUUCGGCCGGAAUUCUGCUGAAGAGGAGUGCACAUAUGACAGGCGCGGCCACUUGUAUGUCACUACGCAAUGGGAGGAAACAAAGCGAAAAGCCCCGCUUUCAAAAACGCAGUCAUUAAGGCUUACACAUUGUGCAUUCAAACAGGUCCAGCGACGCUUAUAGCACUUAAAGAAAAAGUAGCCGGUUAGCUUUUUCCUCAUCACCUAGGUCUAUCCCCCCAUGCAAAAUACAACUGCACUUAAAUAGACUAUCGCUCGCCGAGCACGACCUUUCAGUACCUAUUGCUUAGAAAGAUAUAGUCUGUUCCUAGGAAUAGAGAACCCAAUGCAUCGGUCUGCAAGGAGACUUUGGUGACUUGGUAAAGACCAUAGGACAAGCUCUAAAGAACGGGGGCAAGGACAUCGACAAGGACUUGGAUGCUCUCUGUGAGAGCUACGAACGUAAAAAGUAUCGCAGCACUGCAGUCAUCAUUACGGCAGUUUCUACAAAUUAAGUAGACUUAUCAAAAUUCCAUAAAAUGAUGUCCAUUUUGGUUUAACAUUUUUUUUUGCUCUAACAUUCACUUGGACGAGAAAAAGCCGAGGGCACGAUGGUCUCCACCGGAAGCUGUGGAUCCCACACAAAAAGCGCGCCUCAUUCAAAACAAAACUGGAGAAUCGUUGACUUUUUUUGGCGGUAUUUUUUGCUUAUCUGAUUCUCAGCCCUAGCUGGCCACUAUCGAACUUCUCAAGGACGAACCUUGAGAUGAGAUUUGAUUUUUUGCUUGGCAUGCCUAUACGUACGCUUAUUUCACUCACAGACUCGGAUCCGAAGACUGGGGCGCGCUUUCUUGAAGUUCGUUCGCCAGACACGAACUACCAACUUGCUCGGCCUCGAAUCGAUCUAGCAGAUUUCGGCCUGAAAGCGGUUCACUUCUGUCCCGAGUUUGGAAAGCCAGAGUUCAUGUGCGCUCCUUAUUUGCCUUUUGGGGUACUGCGGAAUGAUCUCAUCCUCUGCUGUGUUGCGGAACUCGAUUCAGCGGACAAUAUUGCUAACCUCGUGCGCGAGGCACACAAGACGCAGCGGCUCCGCUGCAAGAUCCUAGAUGGCGAUAUUUGUUUCUCCGAAGAAGAGUCGGUGGAGGAAGCAACCAAUGACGCGACGACUGCGAUAGCUCUAAUGAGAGAGAGGCUACUGGCUUUGGAGGAGGCAAGAAAACAUGUUGACUUUGGCGAGAAGCUUGCUGAGGUGAAAAACCCGGUACUCGCAGUUCUUCGCUAUAAAGUUCCCGAAGAGACAUUCAGUUGCCAGCUGCUCGCGUCCUACGCCUGCGAAUACCCGCACCAUUUCCCGUGUUAUCCCACCUUUGCCAGUCUUAUGCCAAAAUGGUUCGCAAGUCACUCCAUUCUAAUAACUGAGAAAAAGGGCAUUUGUAACGGACGAGAAGUCUAAUUGUGCUAACUUUCGAUUUUUGAGUGGUUGCAUCUACUUCAACGAACUGCAACUCGAACUACAUCCUCGCUAAUUAUGCUCUAUCUGACGUAGUUGCCUCAUGCUACGUGAUACCGGAGUUCCCUAGUGGGCUUCGAGCGUGCUUGAAUCGGCAGACGACGGAUUACUUCCUGGCGUGGCGACCUUCCUUCAAUGCAGAAGAAAUGAGAAAGGACAAGGAAGCACCUGAGCAUUUCCUCAUUCAGGGCGUGAAAAGCGUUACGAAAAUUCACCUUCCGGAACCUCCCGCAGAGAGCAUAGAGGAGGAGGAGGAGAAGAGAAGGCGCGGCGCUGGCGGAUCCCCUGUCCCUGCAAAUGGCCACGGGAAACGGGGAAACGAUGAAGAGAAGGGAACUAAGAAUGCGCGGGAGACGAAAAAGCAGAAGACAGACGCUGUUGGAAACGGAGGAUCAUCGAAUACCAAGAUGGAGCAAGAACGAGUAUCAGUGGCCUCUGAAAGAAAGUGGCACCUGGCACUUUGUCCACGCUUCAUAUAUGGCAAAUCUGGCACCGGUAGCUACAGGAGAUUUCUGUCUUUCAUCGGAAGGCGGUUGCCGCUCACUGCACAUUCUGCAGAGUUUGAGCGCGUCUAUUGUGAUCAUUAUCCGGGGGACGGACAUGGGCGGAUGAAGGUAGCCUUGCGGCAUCCAGUUUACGGGUAUCAUGCCCAGGUGCAGAAGUGGUCGCUGGUCGAACCUGACUCGGCAGUGAGCGAGACGCAUCACGAAGGCAGUUGCAGCCUCGUGUUUUCGCAUGUCUCUGAUAGUGGCGAAGGCCGUACCGCUGCCGAAGUGCUGCAUCUUGAUCCUUUUUGUGAGUCCUCGGCUCGGGGCAGACAAAUGUCGCAAGAGCUGCUGGCCGCGGGUGUUGGUUUCAUCAUCAUACAGCAGUCGUCAUGGACGUCGCAUCCGGAAUUGCAGGCUCUUGUUCUUGACAAUAUUAGUUCUGGCUUGCGCCCCAUCAGUCUCGGACGCAAACACGAUUUUUCAUCGGGCUCGACGGGGGUUAGACCCAAUAUGACGCUACGCGAGCGAAUGCUGCGCGUUUUCGCUGGCGCGUCUGCGGAGCACAGGUGGUUCGAUGAAGUUGCGAUUUCCAACAAGGAGUCCCGCAGCUGGGCUUCAGGCGCUUUGGUGCUACCGAGCGAACCGCCGGAAAACGAUCGUUUUGGUCUGAAAUGUGAUCGCUGGAAGAAGAAGCGAUUGGGAUUAAGCGAAGCUGGUGACGGGACUCAUUCUGGCAGUGCUUCUAAGCCCCGCCUAGGUCAUAUCCUCCCGAGCUUUUCGGAAAGCGCACGAGCAGAUGCAGCAAUCGAAAACCUCGAUGUUGCGAGCGCUAUCUCUCCUCCGCGAGCUCUUGUUCUUGUCAUCCACGGUGGCCCACACGGCGUCACAGUUCCAGCAUUCAAUCCAAUGUGGAUGCUGCUCACGCAGUUUCUUAAGUUAUGUCUGAUUAUCAUUUCGAUCUCUAGUACUACUUGAGAAUAAAAAGUAUUCAACUCAGUUGAUGAAUACCGUAGAUUUACUACGAACUUGAGAGGAAAAAGUAUUCAACUCAGAUGAAUACCGUAGACUUUGAUGAGAAGACCUCCAGGGUAGUUGGACGAACUCGAGGCGCCUAGAAUAAACGGCUCCUAACAUAAACGUGGCCACUAUAGUUCUUUUUAUACGAACGAACUUCUUCUUUUCUAUGUAAUUUUGUUUCGUGCUCCACCAACAUUAUUUUUAUUGGGAGAGGGGCACCCUAUUUUUUCCCACACGCGAUGGUGGAAGAUCUUUAUGUUGAGAAAAAUACCACCCACGGCCCACUUCUUCAUAUCAUUGCGCCGUUUUUUUUCCGAACUAUUCGGGAAGCACUUCGUUUUCAGAGGAGUUCGUGACAGAUGGCUUAGGUACAGCUGGCGAGCGGGACGUCGAAGAUUGUGAACGCAUGACCAUGCAGCUUCUGGAACGGAUGAAACCGAAGACAGGGUCCGGACCACAGAAGGAUAUCCCAGUUUUCAUCACAUUAAGGCAGUAAUAUGUUGAUAUGAGGAGGAAAAUGAUUGAUAAUGAUGAUAUGAAAAAUAUGAUAUGAGGAAAACUGGGAUAUCCUUCUGUGAUAAUGCUAAGAUAUGAUGAUAUCCUUCUGUGAUAGGAUGAAAACUUAGGAAAGUUAACUCCUUGAUAAAUGCUAGCCUUUUCUUUUUUCUAUCUUCUUCUGCCUGGUCUUUGUUUUUUCUAGUUAGGUCUGCUCGUUCGCCACGAAUAAUACAAACCAAUGACGUUGACGGCAAUGACGUUCAGAGUUAGCAUUCGCAGUUCUUAGAAUCUGAGUCCCUGCAUUAUGCCCAUCUUUAUUUGAUACUUGCCAAUAAUUACACGCACCGAAGAAAAUAUUAUUGACAGCCAACGAGGACUCUUGGUACAAGUAUUAGAAGACAUGCUUAGUCUAACUACCGGUGGCUCGCAUGGCGGCUUUCUUACAGCGCACCUGAUUGGCAGAAAUCGGAUUCCUAAUAUCGUCGCAGGCAUCAUGCGAAAUCCCGUCACUGAUAUGGAGGCCAUGAUCCGCCAGACGGACAUCCCAGAUUGGGUAGUUUGGCCUUGAACAUUUAGCUUAUUGAAAGACACUCUGAUCUUUUAUCCUAGUAGUACCCGGAGUUAUAUAUUACUUGCAGUAGAUAAGUACGUACCCGUAUUUAUAUACUUGCACUUGCAGUAGAUACUUCACGUUUAUUUCAACAUUUCUUAUCAAUCUCUUGCAGAUUUUCACCGAGGGUCUGGGUCGCAGUGGGCGGUCGGGUCCUCAUCGUCCGCAUUUUACAGAAUUGUCCACGUCGGAUUGUGCGUGUCUGCGACGUAAAUCGCCGGUUCACUCCGCGGGAAAAGUGUCGUGUGACGUCCUGAUGCUUCUGUUAAGGACGGAAAAGUUUUGCUCAAAUUUUCCCUCGAUGAUAUCUAUAGUAUAGUUCUUUUUUAAAUAAAAAGAUUACUUGACUCUUUUGUUUUUGUUUCCUAGUUAGGUGUGCUCCACCGAUAUCUAUUGAAGAACACACUGAUUUUAGUCAUGGAUGAUCUUAGUCAUGGAUAGAUCAUCCACGUACUUUUGAAUGAUGCCGUUGGUAAGAAGGUUACAUCCGCAUGAGGAAGCAGUAAGCCGAGCGCUGUGAACACUGGCAUAAGCACAUGAAUAACCUGAAGGUUGUGUUCCAGAAAAAGAGAAGUAACAGGAUAAGCUUAACAAUAAGCAUCAAAAAGCUUGAUCCGAUCAUUACUAGCACAAACGUGAAAGCGCUACUAUAAGUACUCGACUUAGAAGCUGGAUAGUACUAAGAGAGGCAUCAUGAUAAUAAGUACUUAGUUAUUUGCCGCUAAUUCGCGGAGACAAUGAUCGUCGAGUGCCCAUGGAGCCGAAUGGCAAAGCGUAUGUGUCUCUGCUACGUCGUCUGCGAUCUUCAGGCACGGCAGCAAGGCGAGAGGUGCGCGAAGAGGUGUUCGCGGGAGAAGGGCACGGGUUUGAGAAAGAGAACUUCGUCGCUAAGGCGAACCUUCUGACUCUGGAAUGGGUAAGAUCGAAGAUGUAG
This is a messenger RNA of Amoebophrya sp. A25, 5360 nucleotides long. Lineage: Eukaryota; Dinophyceae; Syndiniales; Amoebophryaceae. The record is from the annotation of a GenBank genome assembly.